Microtus ochrogaster (prairie vole) is the source of this 4645-nucleotide messenger RNA. It is a transcript of the gene Zbtb47, whose product is annotated as zinc finger and BTB domain containing 47. Gene Ontology annotation, molecular function: DNA-binding transcription factor activity, RNA polymerase II-specific; protein binding. Gene Ontology annotation, cellular component: nucleus. Gene Ontology annotation, biological process: regulation of transcription by RNA polymerase II. The record is from RefSeq and is a predicted model, not a curated record. Lineage: Eukaryota; Metazoa; Chordata; Mammalia; Rodentia; Cricetidae.
CCCGGCCGCCGGGGGCAGCGCGAUCCUGCGGGGCCCUGUGAGCUCCCAGCGCCGCGGCACCAUGUUGCUGGUUGAGAAGACUACAGACUCCCCGGCGGCAGAGUUCUCGCUGGUGGAGGACGUGGCCCUGCACUUCGCCUGCUUGAUGGGCCGCCUGAAUGAGCAGCGCCUCUUCCAGCCGGACCUGUGUGACGUGGACCUGGUGCUGGUGCCCCAGCGUAGCGUGUUCCCCGCGCACAAGGGGGUGCUGGCUGCUUACAGUCAGUUCUUCCAUUCGCUCUUCACGCAGAACAAGCAGCUGCAGCGGGUCGAGCUGUCUCUCGAGGCGCUGGCGCCCAGUGGCCUGCAGCAGAUCCUGAACUUCAUAUAUACGUCUAAGCUGCUGGUGAACGCGGCCAACGUGCACGAGGUACUCAGCGCGGCCUCGCUGCUGCAGAUGGCGGACAUCGCAGCCUCCUGCCAGGAGCUGCUGGACGCUCGGUCCCUGGCGCCCCCGGGCCCUGUGGCCCUGGCGCAGCCAGCUGCCAGCUGUGCCCCAGUGCCUCCGCCGCCCUACUACUGUGACAUCAAGCAGGAGGCAGAUACCCCCGGCCUACCGAAGAUCUACGCCCGAGAAGGCCCUGACCCCUACUCUGUGCGCGUGGAGGACGGGGCAGGGACCACUGGGGACUCUGCUGCUCCAGGGCCAGCACAGCCACUGCUCUUCAAGGAGGAAAAGGAAGGGACCCCUGAGGAGGCCGAGCCGCCUGGUAGCCUGUGCAAGCUAGAAAGUGGAGAGGGACUAGAGCGGGAAUUGGGUGCCUCGGGCACCUAUGGGCGCCAGGAGCAGUCUCAAAUCAUUGUGGAGGUGAACCUCAAUAACCAAACCCUGCAUGUGUCCACUGGGCCUGAGGGCAAACCGGGCUCUGGGGCCACCGUGGUGCUGGGCCAGGAGGAUGGGAUGCAGGAACAUUCAGAAGAAGAGGAGGAAGGAGGAGGUAGUGGAGGGGGAGAGGAGGAGGAGGAAGAGGAGGAGGAAGAAGAGGAAGGCAGCCAGGGAGAGGAGGAAGAUGAGGAAGGGCCCAGUGCGCAGGAGGAUGACGACGAAGCAGAUGGGCCCAGUGAGCAGGAUGCAGAGAGUUCGGAGGAGGAGGGGGAGACUGAGAGCAGGCAGGACCCUGCGGGUCCAGCAGGGUGUCAAGGUGGCCAGGUGGACCCUCCGCUGCACAGCAGAAUGUCCACACGGUCCCGGGGGCAAAACGCUCAGCGCCGAGCUACCCCCGAGCCUGAGGAGGCUGGGCGCAGAGGCGGGAAGAAGCCCAAGGCCUCGGGAGCUGUUCCUGCCACCCAGGCAGCCGACGGACUGGGGGCCAAGGUGAAGCUGGAGGAGAAACAGCAGCACCCGUGCCAGAAGUGCCCCCGGGUCUUCAACAACCGCUGGUACCUGGAGAAGCACAUGAACGUGACGCACAGUCGCAUGCAGAUCUGCGGCCAGUGCGGGAAACGCUUCCUGCUGGAGAGUGAGCUGCAGCUGCAUCGGCAGACGGACUGUGAGCGCAACAUCCAGUGCGUAACGUGUGGCAAAGCCUUCAAGAAGCUCUGGUCCCUGCAUGAGCACAACAAGAUCGUGCACGGCUACGCGGAGAAGAAGUUCUCCUGCGAGAUCUGCGAGAAGAAGUUCUACACCAUGGCGCAUGUGCGCAAACACAUGGUUGCCCACACCAAGGACAUGCCCUUCACCUGUGAGACCUGUGGGAAGUCCUUCAAGCGCAGUAUGUCUCUCAAGGUGCACUCGCUGCAGCAUUCUGGGGAGAAGCCUUUCCGCUGUGAGAACUGCAAUGAACGCUUCCAGUACAAGUACCAGCUGCGCUCACACAUGAGCAUCCACAUCGGUCACAAGCAGUUCAUGUGCCAGUGGUGCGGCAAGGACUUCAACAUGAAGCAGUACUUCGACGAGCACAUGAAGACACACACAGGGGAGAAGCCAUACAUCUGUGAGAUCUGUGGCAAGAGCUUCACCAGCCGGCCCAACAUGAAGCGGCACCGGCGCACGCACACGGGAGAGAAGCCCUACCCGUGCGACGUGUGUGGCCAGCGCUUCCGCUUCUCCAACAUGCUGAAGGCACACAAGGAGAAAUGUUUCCGUGUCAGCCACCCACUGCCCAGCGACCCCGCCACCCUGCCCACCGCACACCUGCAGCCUACAGCCCCUCUCUUCCCCACUGCAGCUCCCAGGCUGGACACCAACUGACACCCAGCACAGUCCCUCCUGGCCAGGGACAGCAGAAACACAGGCUGGGGGCUGUGCUGCGGCUGGAUACCCCUGGUACAUGCUGGGAGCCCCCUUCUGCAGCUCUUUGCAAGUUCUACUCCUUAUCUUUGGGAGUAAAGGAACAGAGGGGGACUGGUUGGCCACACCCCUCCAGGUGAGGGGUGCUAGAGGCAGCAGAUGCAGGCCAGGAGCCAGGCAGGGCCUGGGUCAGCCUCACCUGCUCACCCCAGCUUCCCUGUGCCCCUAACUUACUCCCUAGAAUGGGAGGUUUUGGGGAGAAUUUGGGUGCACCCCUGUUGAAGGAGUUGUAGACCAGACCCCCCCAGGAGGCCUGUAGCCAGGGAGGCCUGGCAGGGUAGGGGAGAGGCAGGAGAUAAAGGCUGCAGACCCCCUCUGUGUGGUACAGAGUGGAGCAGGUGGGGGCUGGCCCCCAUGGGUUCCUUUUCCUAGUCACAUCCCUGCCAGGCAGGUUCAGGGAUCCUCAGCCUGUGCUGGACUUUUAAAGAGCCCCAAAUCCUGGAAGGAACCUCCCCAGGUGCUGGGGACCAAGCCUUCAGGGGAUGGAGAAGCUAAAUCCCCAGCCCCAGCUUCCAGGGGUCCUGCAGGAGAAUGAGAUGCCAGGGGUGGGCCCCCCAGGAGCCUCAGGCAAGCAGUUCAGGGUUUCAAGGUGCUAUCUGUGGGUCAAGGGACAGGGAGCUGUCCACAGGGCACCCCUGUCCCUUACCAGCCUGCCUGGCUGGACUCUCCCACCAGGAGACACAUGCAUCUGUGUCUGCUCCCCAGAGGCCCACAUGAGGCCUCUCUUCUCCUGGGGCCUCUGGCUGGCUCCUGGUCCCUCCUGCACUCGGCACUGUCUGGUGUGCUGCAGUUCAGCCAGGGAGAGAAGCCAGUGGGAGCAGGGAGCUCAGCCAGUGCCCAGUGCUUGCCCUUGUGAGGCAGGCACUAAUAGGUGACCCUUCUCUGUUGUCAUUUAAUGUCCUUAUUCCUGCGUUUGGAUGGGAGAGAGUUUCCAUAAGCUGCGGUUCCUCGUCCCGAUCUCCCUCUGUUCAUAAGCUUCUGUUCCUUACACUCUGCACCUUAUCCUCCCCAUCACCGCCUUCCCUUCCCAGCAUGGGCGCACUGGGAAGAGGCCUGUGCCCGCCGGUCACCGGCGGAGGGUGCCACACCCCUCCGACCUCAGAGGCCCAUGGCAUUGGGACAGAGGGCUGGGGACAUUUUAAUCAUCAAUAAACGAAGCACUUUAUUCUGUACAGGUGUGGGCAGGCCCAAGGCACCCUCCUGAUUCUGCUCUCUGGGCUAGGAAGGUCUGAGUGGUCAGGCUCCCCGUGUAGGCACUGUUCCCCCAGCCUGGAGAGUCGGGCUGCAAGCGUAGCCUCUGGUCUCUCUGUGUCCUCGGGGCAGACAGGUAGGGACCCCACCCGGGUGAAGUCUCCGGCCUCACUGCCCAAGGUCGGGGCUUCCAGCUCCUUUAGUUUAGCUGUUCUUCCCUUUGAUCUCUGGGCUUCCACGAUGUCCUCAGGGACCCCUUUCCUGCCCCUCACUAUUUCUAACCUUUGGCCCCAGUGCCUGGCAGUUCUGCAGAGCUGGCUCACAUUUUCAAAGAAGAAAAAAAGCUGACCACCUCAAGGGGUCCCCACCCUUCUUGUCAGUUGCUGGCCUUGUGGCCUUCAUCGGGCUAGGACCCAGGUCUGUCUGUCCAUUCUUCAGGAAGCAGCAAUCUGAAGGGUAGGGAUUGGGAAUGAAGCCCUGUCCCAGGAGUUGAGUUUCCCACACCCUUCCCCCUUCCCCAGGGGGCCAGACAGGUCCUGGGUACUGAGUGAUGGUUGCCGUGCAGAAGGUGGACACAGCCCUCUGUCCCCUAGGCUGCUGUGUGCCUGGUGCUACACACAUCACCCUACCCAUGUGGGGUUCCCUGUGCUUCUUGAUGCCAUAGAAUUGGGGUUCAUGUCUAGCCAGCUUCUACACUUUUAAAAAGAUGGCCAAGUCACUGAACGUUGGCAUGAAGGAACUGGAGCAGGAUGGGAACUUCCAAGGCCCACCCAAGAGACAACCUUGGCAACCAUCACUUCUGGGAACAUUUGCUGGGGCUCUUGCCCAGCUGGACUUGGUAGGUCUAGUCCUGGGCCUGCUUCUCUGAAGUGAUACAAGACACUCUGGUCUUGGAGCAGUUGAUAGGGCGUCUCCAUGGAGACCUGGUGUGGUCUGAACCCAGGGAUGACCACCUCCAUGUCCCCUCACAGGUCUAGGUGGUGCAAAGGCUAGACAGGUGUGUAGAGCUUUGAAGUCUGGUUGUAUAUGACACCUCAUGGUCCCAGGGUGGGGACAGUAGGCAUUCAAGGGGGAUCAAAGGGGAAUAAAUUCAGUAGUGCUCCUGGCCUUUGGCCCAGCCUCUUC